AUGAAAGAAAAGUCUAAAAAUGCUGCCCGGACGAGGAGGGAGAAAGAAAACAGUGAAUUCUAUGAACUGGCUAAAUUACUGCCUUUGCCCUCAGCCAUCACCUCGCAGCUGGACAAAGCUUCCAUAAUCAGACUCACGACCAGCUAUCUCAAAAUGAGAGUGGUCUUCCCAGAAGGGCUCGGCGAGGCGUGGGGCCACACCAGUCGAACCAGCCCAUUGGACAACGUUGGUCGAGAACUCGGCUCUCAUCUACUCCAGACUCUGGAUGGCUUCAUCUUCGUGGUGGCCCCAGAUGGAAAGAUCAUGUACAUUUCAGAGACAGCUUCGGUUCACCUGGGCCUUUCUCAGGUGGAGCUGACUGGGAACAGCAUCUAUGAAUACAUCCACCCGGCUGACCACGAUGAGAUGACAGCAGUGCUCACAGCCCACCAGCCCUACCACUCACACUUUGUACAGGAGUAUGAGAUGGAGCGUUCCUUCUUUCUGAGGAUGAAGUGUGUUUUGGCCAAGCGGAAUGCUGGCCUCACCUGCGGUGGCUACAAGGUUAUUCACUGUAGCGGCUACCUGAAGAUCCGUCAGUACAGCCUGGAUAUGUCGCCCUUCGAUGGGUGUUACCAGAAUGUGGGCUUGGUGGCCGUGGGUCACUCCCUGCCUCCGAGCGCUGUCACAGAAAUCAAACUACACAGCAACAUGUUCAUGUUCCGAGCCAGUCUGGACAUGAAGCUUAUUUUCCUGGACUCCAGGGUGGCGGAGCUGACUGGGUAUGAACCUCAGGACUUGAUUGAGAAGACCCUGUACCAUCACGUCCAUGGCUGCGACACCUUCCACCUACGCUGCGCACAUCACUUACUGUUGGUGAAGGGGCAGGUGACCACCAAGUACUACAGGUUCUUGGCAAAGCACGGCGGCUGGGUAUGGGUACAGAGUUACGCCACCAUCGUUCACAACAGCCGCUCCUCCAGGCCGCACUGCAUCGUUAGCGUCAACUACGUCCUCACAGACACAGAAUACAAAGGGCUUCAGCUCUCCCUGGACCAGAUCUCAGCCUCUAAGCCCACCUUCACCUAUGCCAGCAGCUCCACACCUACCAUCACUGACAACAGGAAGGGGGCUAAGUCUCGGCUUUCGAACACCAAGUCAAAAUCCAGGACCUCCCCAUAUCCCCAAUAUUCGGGAUUCCACACUGAAAGAUCGGAAUCUGACCAUGACAGCCAGUGGGGUGGAAGUCCCCUGACUGAUACUGCCUCCCCACAGCUCCUGGACCCAGAGAGGCCUGUUUCUCAGCACGAAGUGUCAUGUGCCUACAGGCAGUUCCCAGAUCGCAGCUCUCUCUGCUAUGGCUUUGCCCUGGACCAUUCCAGGCUGGUGGAUGACAGGCACUUUCACACUCAAGCCUGUGAGGGGGGCCGCUGUGAGGCAGGCAGGUACUUCUUAGGAGCACCACCAACUGGGAGAGAUCCCUGGUGGGGCUCUCGAGCAGCCUUGCCUCUUACCAAGGUUUCCCCGGAGAGCAGAGAAACCUAUGAGAACAGCAUGCCGCACAUCACCUCUGUCCACAGAAUCCAUGGUCGAGGUCACUGGGAUGAAGAUAGCGUGGUCAGCUCUCCAGACCCUGGGUCAGCCAGUGAAUCAGGUGACCGAUACCGCACCGAACAGUAUCAAAACAGCCCACAUGAACCUAGCAAAAUUGAAACUCUCAUAAGAGCCACGCAGCAGAUGAUUAAAGAGGAGGAGAACAGAUUACAGCUAAGGAAAGCUCCUCCAGACCAACUGGUCUCCAUUAAUGGAGCUGGGAAAAAACACUCCCUCUGUUUUGCAAACUAUCAACAGGCCCCACCAGCAGGGGAAGUCUGCCACAGCUCUGCUCUUGCCAGCACUUCACCAUGUGACCAUGUCCAGCAGAGAGAGGGAAAGAUGCUCAGUCCUCAUGACAAUGACUAUGACAACAGCCCCACUGCACUGUCUCGGAUAAGCAGUCCCAGUUCUGAUCGCAUUACAAAGUCUAGUUUGAUCUUGGCUAAAGACUAUCUGCAUUCAGAUAUGUCUCCUCAUCAGACAACAGGAGAGCAUUCUGCCAUUUCUCCAAACUGCUUUGGCUCCCACCGGCAGUAUUUUGAUAAGCAUGCCUAUACAUUAACUGGAUAUGCUCUGGAGCAUUUAUAUGACAGUGAAACUAUUAGAAACUAUUCCUUGGGCUGCAAUGGCUCACACUUUGAUGUAACUUCCCAUCUGAGGAUGCAGCCAGACUCAGCACAAGGACACAAAGGAACAUCUGUUAUAAUAACCAAUGGAAGCUGA
Onychomys torridus (southern grasshopper mouse) is the source of this 2298-nucleotide messenger RNA. It is a transcript of the gene Sim1, whose product is annotated as SIM bHLH transcription factor 1. The transcript is spliced from 11 exons. NCBI's taxonomy places the organism in Eukaryota, Metazoa, Chordata, Mammalia, Rodentia, Cricetidae. Gene Ontology annotation, biological process: regulation of transcription by RNA polymerase II. Gene Ontology annotation, molecular function: RNA polymerase II transcription regulatory region sequence-specific DNA binding; DNA-binding transcription factor activity, RNA polymerase II-specific; protein dimerization activity. The record is from RefSeq and is a predicted model, not a curated record. Bases 1 to 2298 code for a protein of 765 amino acids.